Tachyglossus aculeatus (Australian echidna) is the source of this 1438-nucleotide messenger RNA. Its product is annotated as protein transport protein SEC31-like. The transcript is spliced from 11 exons. Lineage: Eukaryota; Metazoa; Chordata; Mammalia; Monotremata; Tachyglossidae. The record is from RefSeq and is a predicted model, not a curated record. The coding region runs from base 1 to 1314 and encodes 437 amino acids.
AUGGGGAGCGCGGGGGAAGAGGGUAAGGAGGAAGAGGAGAGCGAGGAUAUUUUUGAAUUUAGCGAUUCUCCUUUGGAGAAAGAGAGGUCUGAGGCUGCUUCUUCUGCCUCCGCUCCGAGUCUGAGAUCCCCAAAGAACCUGGAUCUGGAGCAAGACCGGGAAGUGGACACACACAAAAGUAGCGGGAGCCGCCUCCCCGGGGACCCUGGCAGCUGCUGGAAACUCUCCCCACGGGCGGCGGACUCCGACAUCACCGCCUCCUCCUCCUCCUCCUCCUCCUCCGACGGGGCGGCCGGCCGUCCGGGCCGGGGGGAGCUUCGUGGUCUGUGCCCUCGCCUGGGCAAACAGGCCGGAGGCCAAAGCCGGGCCCAGAUCCCGGCCGGCCGGACUGCCGCCGGGGGCCACGCCUCCGCCCGGGAGCCAUCCAGGAUCCAUCCAGGAUCCCGGCGGGGGGAGGCCAGCCCGGAGGCGGCGCCCCCCACUGCCCCAUCCUCCCCCGUCCCCGGGCCCCCCUACCUACCGCCCGCCACUGCCAGGCUGGUGGGGGAGGGUCCCCGAAAGACACACCGGGACCCCGGGACCCAGCGAGACCUCGAGACAGUGAGAGCCCCGCUCCGCGCUGGGCCGGGGCUCCUGGUCCGGGGUCCGGCCGGUCCGGAGCGCCUGACCCGGCCCGGGGGGCGGCCGCGGAGUGGGGGGUCCGCGGCCCUUGCGCCCCCCGCCCCGAGAGAGGGAGGACCCAGAGGCGGUCCCCCCCCCCCUUCCUUCCCCAUCAUGGGGAACCAGAACCUCUCGCUUCCCGGACUCCAGGGCGCGCAGCCACCCGCCGAAAGCUUUCUGGCCCGCGCCUUGGAUCGCAUGUUUUCGCCCGGCGGAUCCCUCUCCUCCUCCUUGAGUCCAGAAGCAGCUACACACUAUCUUCAUCUCCCCAGCAUUGUCAGUUUGGACACCUUCGCACAUGCGCACAGAGCCUUCAAUCUGACACCCCUCGCCAGGGCCAAAAAAACUUUCCAAUGUAUUCAUCAUCACCAUCAUCAUCGUCGGCGCGGCGGGGUGGGCGCUGGAGAGCCCCCACCCGACCCCCUGGACGAGUCGAGCAGAGCGAGAGCCGGAGUCCACGCUGUGAACGAGGGCAAAGGCGUUCGCUUCGGCCCUGCAAUCCCCCUCCCCACCCCCGGCCCCCCAUCUCAGCCGCCCUCGGAGGCCUGUGCUUCUCCUUUCUGGGGAAAGAGAUUGGGGGCAUCAGGGGCGCUGCUCUCCCCGCGGCCCCCUCGCUUGUCCACUCCGGACACCCAACAGGCCGGGUUCAGCUGAGACGGUUUUCCCUCCAUCCCCGAGCGAAAAAGUCCCGGAUCCGAAUUCCUAGAAGAUCGAACCUCCUGGAAGCCUCUCUCCCGUCCCCUACCCCAAAUCAAAACUAAAAUAAAAACGAAAAAAA